Striga asiatica is the source of this 1924-nucleotide messenger RNA. Lineage: Eukaryota; Viridiplantae; Streptophyta; Magnoliopsida; Lamiales; Orobanchaceae. The record is from the annotation of a GenBank genome assembly.
ACAGUAUGGCGUUGUUAGUCAAGCGAUUUCGACAGUCAUCCGUCUUCACCUUCGUCAGGCGAAGAUCAUUUUCCACCGUUGUAGAGCCUGAUAUUCCUCUAGCGCCUCUAGAAGAAGCAGUUAGGAGGAUUGCUGCUGGGCCUGCUGAAGCAAGGCCAGACCAUUACAAACUAGCGUACCAGUGGGCACAGUCCUUAUAUUGGGGGGAAAAAAGUUUUCCUUUCAAGACCAUCCCACGUAGAUUGGGAUGGUUUACACAUGGAUUAUGGCCCCACACAGCCAACGAUGAUCUAUUCUGUAGCAAGAACCCACAACCCCUCAUGACAGAGAAGGAUAUAAAGGACAUAAUGGACAUUCUAGGAACCAAGCUGAUCCGUCAUCUUUUUGACCUUUGGCCAGACCUAAAAGACUGUGAUAAUCUUCAUGCAUGUUUCGAAUUUUGUGUCCAACAGUGGAAUAAACAUGGCAGCCACACAGGAUUUACCUUUGAGGAGUAUGUAGGGCUUACCUUGCAGCUCACCAUUGAGCUCAUUGACGCACACCCAGAUGGUCCCAAUUCACGUUUUGGAGUACAGAUGGAUACUCCCAUGACGAUAGCCGCAGUAUAUGCCUCUCUGUCUAUUCCAUUCAAGAAUUGGAGGUUGGGGAGCGUUUUCCAAGGGUCCUACUCUGAGGUGGAAGUUCACGGGAAGGUAGGGACAAAGAAUGACGACAACGUGGCAGAGUUAAGAGUCUGGAUAGACUCAUUGUUCGCAACAACCAUUAAGUCGAGUGUUAGAUUCUCGGGAAGCAGUAAAAGCAAAAGACCGGUUAUGGCCCAAAUACCUUCGACUUAUCCAUCCAAGGGCUCCGAGAAGUUAUCCAAAUCAUGGAACAACAUGUACCUUGGGGCAUACUCAGCUGUAAUUGACAACAGCAAUAUCCCCGACCUUUCUCCAGACGAAAUUGUUGAUCGAAAUUACAUAUUUACUGCUCGUGUAUUUGUCUUGGAAGUUAUCAGUUGGAUGUCAAGAGAUAUCUUUAGUAAUUUUAAUUAUUUUUCAUGCGUAGCGUGUGAUGGACGAAUUGAUCUUCAGGCCGUCAAACUGCUUGCAUUGUAUUUUUCGAGCACACCAAACAAGGAAAUGGCAAUUUCGAGAAUCUUUGAAUGGCAAGGAGAUCCAUCCAAAAGAGACAACCCCACCUUUCAUUUGAUUGCAGGGAUAAUAUUCUUGAAUGAGCGGAAUUACAAUGAGGCGUUGAAGUUUACAGGAACUGGGGCAUCAAUGGAACUGAAUCAUAUCAUUGGGAUCCACAGAAUAUGCUACAAAAGCUGUAAAUCAGAUUACAUCUCAUAGGAGAAAAAUAUUACACAGACGGCAGUCAAGCAUUGAAACUAAACGAAAUAAAAAUUCCUAUAUCCUCAAUACAAAAAACCCAUCAAAUAAAAUUGGAAUCAAUAUCUGAAAUAGAGCAUAAAACCUAACCCUAAAUCACUGUCACAAUGAAAUUGAAAGAGGACUUGUACAAUAUAAAUUGGGUUUGUUGAAGUAUGUAGACGUAAACUAGAAAUUGAGGGGCACGUCGGAAAAAAAAAUAAUGUACGCCCGACAGAAUUUGCGUAAUUGGUUUGUAAGGGGAAGGAAUAAGAAAAACAAUCGCCCUUACUUGAAAUCAAAACUAUCGAGUAUGAUAACCUUGCCCCAGGUCUGCUGAGAUCGCCCCAGGUUAGUCGAGAUCGCGGUGGCACCGAUAAAAGGCAAAGAUCGCCACUUCACUACGAUUGUUUCUUCUCGUCGCCGGGUUGAAAGGAGUGAAAGAAGAGAGGGUAGACGAGACAAUGAUUUAGGCUAUGUUUGGUAGACCAAUAAGCUAGCUUAUAGCUUAUUUGGUUAGCUUAUAAGCUCCCUGUUUUCAAAUAAACUCCGUUUGGUAGGACGAGCUU